AAAAAAAAAAAAAAAAACGCUGUACCUAGCAACAAAUAGUACCUUUCUUUGUUUAGGGUUCUGCAUAAAUCAUCAAAUUGCUUCCAAGUCUAACUGGGAAUUGCCCCUUUCCACCCCUAAUUUGUUCAGGGAGCAUCACACGCAACUUGAUUACGUCUAUGCAAGAAAAAGUAUGUGAAAGUACGAUGUUUCUUCUCUCUUUCGUAUUAAAUUACAACAUAGUUUCUUUUGGUUCUUAAAAAUCGCAGUUCAUGAUGUCCUUGGAUAUGCUUUAGAUCACGUAAAAGACAAAAAGGGUAGUAAUAGCACCUAUUAGUCCUAUUUUUUGGUCUUAAUAUUUUACUCGGAUUCGUCAUUUCUUUUACAAAAAUAGGUUAAUGAAUACAAACUUGCUGAUCGUACCAAAUAAUAUUACCGUGAGGAGGAGUGAAAAAAGCAGAUUGACAUCUCCAAGUAAUAAACAUACAUGUGAUAGUAAACCAAGAAAUUAGUCACCUAAACUUCAAGGAAAUUUUGUCAGACAUCUCUAUUUUUGUACGUAAAAGAAAGGAAGACGGGGUCAGUAAUUACCAUUUUGACAAGUAGCAAUACAGAUUGGCAGACAAGAGUUUUAAGUCCAGGUGAGCAGAGUGAGUGUAACUUAUGGAAAACUAUAACUCUAUUGGCUUUCUAUAAAACCAAACAGAUUUUACUCUUUUCCCCUAUAGAGAAAAAACCGAAAUGGCAGGGAGAGGAGGUGGAGGAAUACAUGGAGGAUUUAUAUCUGGAUUGGGUCCUCUCGGGUCUGCAGGACUACUGGGAAGUGGAGGCAUGGCAUCCCGACUUGGCUCAGGAGGACUACUCGGGGGUGGAGGUCGUCCACCUACCCUCCGGUGGACAACUACAAAUGAAGGAAAAGGGACUCAACUUGGCGUCGAAGGACAUCAUGGAGGUGGAGAAAUGCAUGAAGUCGCAGCCAUGACAGGAGAACUUGGAGGUAUAGGGCCUUCACCGAGUCGUGGAGAGUUACCUAUUGUUGGAGGUACGGAAGGUCAGCUUAGCCAGGGAGGUGGUGGUCCUCCUCGUGCACCUAGUCCUGAAUUGAGGCCUAAGCCUGGCUCAGGAGUGCCAACAAUGGUUGGAUGUGGCAACGCAUGUGGGGGUUGUUACCCUGUCCUAACCUGUUGCCUUAACUUCUUUUGCUGUUGUUGGAGAGGCCCAAUGGGCUUACAAGGGCGUCCAGGACCAAUGGGGCCUCCUCGACUCUGAUUUAUUAUUUAAAAAUCCUUGCAUUAAAUUGCAUAAUGUACAUACUUAAAACAUGAAAAAUUGCCAUUCUGUAGUAAGGCAGUAACGUAUUUUAUUAUACCUACGGUGCACGUAAACUAAACCGGCAUACAAAGUGACGACCUCAUCCUAUCUACAUUCAAAGCUGAAGUUGAUGCUUUCUGAAAUAUGUUCUUUUACAAUAGUUAACAGAAAAGUAAGGAAAACUCAACCUGUUUAGCAAUGGAUUCAAGCUCUUGUGUCAUUUCACUUUGCACUUUAACAAUUUGAUCAUUGAAUUGUCCGUGCAGGAUGUAAAAAAUAGAUUCAUUCUCCUUUGCAGGGCUCGGAUUUAUCAUACAAAUUAGAUGCUUUUGUAAACUACUCGUUUUUGUUGUCAACAC
Messenger RNA from Nicotiana attenuata, 1649 nucleotides. RefSeq names its product glycine-rich cell wall structural protein 1-like. Bases 721 to 1248 code for a protein of 175 amino acids. Lineage: Eukaryota; Viridiplantae; Streptophyta; Magnoliopsida; Solanales; Solanaceae. The transcript has 2 exons. The record is from RefSeq and is a predicted model, not a curated record.